This is a messenger RNA of Drosophila novamexicana, 399 nucleotides long. RefSeq lists its product as uncharacterized. The transcript is spliced from 3 exons. The record is from RefSeq and is a predicted model, not a curated record. Bases 1 to 399 code for a protein of 132 amino acids. NCBI's taxonomy places the organism in Eukaryota, Metazoa, Arthropoda, Insecta, Diptera, Drosophilidae.
AUGUUCCUGAUUUGUCUUUACCUACUCAGCACCUUACCCGUACUCUUAGUUGAUUCCAAAGAUGAGAGCUUCGGACGUGGUAAAGUGAAGGUGUUGCUCGAAUCACUGCAAACCAAUUGUGAUCACGAUUUUGUAGAGUACUUCCACAAAUCGCCCGUCAUAGAAACUCUCUACACUUUUCGUGUGGUCUUCAACGCAAUAAUUGUAAAUAAUACCAUCAAUGGCUGCCCCAUCCUGCCAAAGGUUUACUUCCUUAAGAAUAUGGCUGAUCCGAAAGUAAUUCCAACAUUUCAUCCCAUUGGCCGCUACCAAACGAAUGUUCGCAUUCACAUGUCACAGAGUCCAGGACCCUACGUAAUGGAAGUUAUCUGGAGGUACAACGUAGUAAAUGUAAAGUAA